Messenger RNA from Miniopterus natalensis, 315 nucleotides. RefSeq names its product gastrin (gene GAST). Gene Ontology annotation, molecular function: hormone activity. Gene Ontology annotation, biological process: G protein-coupled receptor signaling pathway; response to food. Lineage: Eukaryota; Metazoa; Chordata; Mammalia; Chiroptera; Miniopteridae. The record is from RefSeq and is a predicted model, not a curated record. Gene Ontology annotation, cellular component: extracellular region.
AUGCAGCGACUGUGUGUGUGCGCGCUGAUCUUGGCACUGGCUCUGGCCACCUUCUCUGAAGCUUCUUGGAAGCCCCGCUCCCAACUGCAGGAUGUACCUUCAGCUCCAGGGGCCAAGAGGGGCCUUGAGCCACAAUGGCCAGACCAGCUGGGCCCAGCUUCUCACCACCAAAGGCAGCUAAGGUUCCAGGGUCCCCCACACCUGGUGGCAGACAUGUCCAAGAAACAGGGGCCAUGGCUGGAGGAAGAGGAAGAUGCCUAUGGAUGGAUGGACUUCGGCCGCCGCAGUGCUGAGGAAGGGGACCAGCAUCCCUAG